AACUCCGGGAGGUAGAAAUUACAAAAUGUUUCAUUUUGUGGCCGAUCAUCCGCCGGUUCCGGUGCGACUAUCGUUUCGCGCCCAAAUUCUGGGACAUGUCCGGCAAUAUCUUAAACAAUUUCAGGUCGAUGCCAUUCAGUUUAUGCAUAAUUUUCUGGCGAAGGGAGAAUUUUGCUGUUACAACGAUGAGAGUGGUUUGGGCAAACAAGCUGCCGUGGCUGUGCUCUUGGAUUCGGCUUGUGGCAAUAAAAAAUCACUGAUUGUGGUACAGAACGAUGACAUCUACAUUCAUGGCUGGGAAUUCCAUUUUAGUGUACUGACGAAUUGUAGUGUUACCGUCAUAAAGGAUAAUAAGGAUACUACCGAUUCUCCACACAAUAUAUACCUUGCCAAAUGGAGUACGCUGAGGAACAUUGAUGAUUUAAGUAAAUUCGAUUUCGAUUAUAUCAUUUUGGAUAAUCGGGGGCAAAUGCUGAACAAUACAUUUUGCAUGUCAAUGUUGUUGAAACAUUAUGAACGUAAAAUUAAUAUAUUGAUCUCAAGUGUUGAUAUAACAGGCGACUUAAAACUUCUACAUAAUAUUCUUAAACUUGGUGGACGUUUGGAACCACGUUAUGCAAAUUUUAAACAUUUCGAAGAGAAAUUUAAACUGCCCGAUGCCAAGGAGUUAACAUACAAGAAAGUCGAUUUGGAGGAAUAUUUUCUUAAACGGGAACGUUUGGCUGAUUAUUGCAAAAAUUUUCGUUUGCGUCGCUAUUGCCAUCAGUAUGAACAACAUUUACCAUUAGUCACGCCUGAUCGUUACAAGAUCAAUUUGGAUGUAUUUCGUGAAAAGCAAAAUUCGACAAAUUCCGAAAACAGUAGCGUUGAGAUAUCUUCUCAAAAUCGUCAAGAUGAUAGGGUACGGGAUACCCAAGAACUAUUCGAGGAAUAUUGUCGACAAAGGCGCAAGCAACAGGAAUUACAGAAACAGAAACUGCUGGAACAGCAAAAGAAAGAACAAGCUAAAUUGCAACAACAAAAACUUAACGAUGAGAAAGAAAAGGAAAGGGAGAGGGAACGGGAAAGAGAAAAAGAAAAACAAUUGGAAUCAGCUAGUGAUGUUGAUGACGAAGUAGCUUUUAUUAAUUACUCACCACCACCACCCAUUGUACACGACAAACAACCUCCUGCAACGAGAGAUAAUACCGAUGAAGUCAUUAUGAUGUCGCCAUUGUUGUUAGUAUCUGAUUCUGAGGAUACUGAAGAUGUUCCAGAAAUUUGCAAUGAUCCCAGUGAUGAGGCAAACAUUGUUGACCUGUCGACAGAGGACGAUGAUAAUGAGAAACCCGAUGAAAGGACAUCGAUGAGAACAGAGGAUGACGACAGUAAUGAGACAAACGAAGAUGUGACUACAAGGAAAACAGUAGGCGACAAUGAAAAUGAGGAUAACGAUGAAACGUCAAAGACACAAAAUGGAAACAAUGAACAUGAAAAGACGUCAAAUGACAGAACAACACCAACGAAAACGGUAAAACGGCAUAAAAAUGUGCGCAAUGAAAUUGAUAGACUGAAAGCAGAUGUUGCAACAAACCUGAAAUUUCAAAAUGAAACAACGCCAAAACGUCGAACUCGUCAUGCGGACGAUAACCAUUGUAAAAGGCUCAAAAAUGAUGGUGAAGGUGCAACAACACCCAAACAAAGAGCUAUGGAAACCGGUGGAACAAAGGAAAGAUCAUCCUCAUCGGAGAAGAAAAAACAAGAAGUUACUGACAGAGAAAACCACAGAAAAGAAUCUUCGACAAAAGAUGCUGGUGGUAAAUCGAACGAUAAAGAUAAAAGUUCCAAAACAUCAUCAGGAAAUAAUUCAACACCACGAACAUCAAGGUCUAUAAGGAAAAUUGAUUUAACAUCAGAUAAUAAUUCAUCAACAGAAACCCCAACUCCUGGCAGGGGUAGAACCAAAAAAAAUCUCACGGCGAGAAACAAUAGUCCACAUGGAGCAAAUAAAACAGCCAACGCACUAGAUCCCAAUAUUGUUAUAAAAACCGAGCCCGAAGAUAAUACACCACAAACAAAAACACCAACAACAUCAUCAGCAUCGUCAACAAAAAAGACCGCAUUAACAAAAGAAAUGACUGCAACAUUGGAGCGUAUAAAACGUGAACUUGAUGUUGAUCGUGUCGUUAUCUACACCAGAGAUACGCGAAGUGCAAAACGUACAACAAGAUCGGCUGGUUGCCCCAGUGGAUAUGAAGCUAAAAAUUCCCUAUUCCACAAUGACAAACCAAACAAAACAAAAAAGACCAGCCACGACAAACAUGACAAGACGACGAAUGCCCCGAAAACGAAUACACCGGCGAAAAAUACCAAGGUUAAUGAAAAGGAUACAAUUGUUGAUACACAGGCGCCUAUUAUCUCGAUGACAUGCUCCCAAGACUUUGACCCAUUACAAUGUGCUCAACGUUUGAGUAGUGUGUGCGCUGCUUCUGAAAGUAAUAGUGACGUUCAAAGGAAGUCGUCAUCAUUUCUUGUACCACCAACACCGGUGUCAGCAAGAAAUUCUCUAAUACCCUCUUCUAUUAAUAGUUUCUUCGGUGAUUCAGAGGUUGUAUUUGUACCGCCAACACCACCUGCCAGCACAACAAAGGCUAAGAAGAAUGAUGUUAUUGUUCUGUCGGAGUCAGAAGAAAACGAACCACUAAGCUCCUCACUACAAUCAACAGCAACCAGUCGACGCACAAGAGCCUUAAAAUCCAAGAAAGUACAAAACAAAGCCGAUGAGGAGUCGACAGCAGCGGCUAGCAAAGUGCCAACGUUUUCACAAUUAUUGGCCCAACAUAACACUCGUGCUAGUGCCAAAUCGCCAGAUCUCUUUAGUAAUUGUUCCGACUUGGCGCCAUUGCCAUGUUCACAAAAUGCCAAUAUCAACGACGAGCCUAGUGCACCCUUUGAGGGCUUCAAAAUCUUUGGCUCUGAAGUUAAGCAAUUGCAGCAACAUUAUGCAACGUCAACUACACAAAACAGCAGCAAGGGAAAGGGCAAGUCACACAGAGAUCGUAGUUGUUUAGAUAUUCUAGAGAAUAUGUUGGAACCACCGAAUAAGAAACAAAAAACCAAAUCUACGAACGAUAGUGAAUCUGCAGCAUCGGCAAAGAGCAGCAGUACUACCCAGCCAUUGAGAAGUAAUGCACAGAAGACAAAAGUACAAGCACCCAUAGUACCUCACCAUCCAAUAGAAGCUAUUGCCGAGGCCAAAGCUCAACAGGAGCGGAGAAUACGUUCCCUGGCACCGUCCUCAGUAAAUGAAGACGAGAUAUUCGAAAUUACGAAUAAUGGUACUUUUGGCAGUGUUUUGCGUUUACACUCAAAUGGCGAGAUCUCACCCGUCCAUCAGACACAAAAACCCCAAACACAAAAUAAUAAAAUUACCAAAUAUUUUCAGGGUGGUUUAACACAAAAUGUUGUAACUAGUUCUCAGGAGGACAGUGGCAACAACUCAGAGGCUGGUACUCCGAGUAAAAGACACCAACAGCAUCAGCAACACAAUCCACAGCAAAUGACCAGCACCCAAUAUGCGAAUUUAAAGAAGUCGCCAAAACAAAGAUGUCCCACCACGACACAAGCAACCAAAUUAACAAAAUGGUUUACCACAAACAAUCAUCUGGAUAAAGAAAUACAAACGCAGGUUUCAAAAAUCAUCGGAACAUCUUUAUCCGGAGCUGUAAAACAAGCCAGUAAAAGACGACGUCGUUUAGAUUUAACCCAGGUAACAAAUGACAGCGAUUGA
Molecule: messenger RNA, 3769 nt
Organism: Musca vetustissima
Lineage: Eukaryota; Metazoa; Arthropoda; Insecta; Diptera; Muscidae
Gene: SuUR
Product: protein suppressor of underreplication
Exons: 4
Coding region: 26-3769 (1247 amino acids)
Source: RefSeq, a predicted model, not a curated record